Molecule: messenger RNA, 2100 nt
Organism: Phytophthora nicotianae INRA-310
Lineage: Eukaryota; Oomycota; Peronosporomycetes; Peronosporales; Peronosporaceae
Exons: 1
Coding region: 1-2100 (699 amino acids)
Source: RefSeq, a predicted model, not a curated record
AUGGUCAAGAGUGGUGUUGGGAGUACCAUCACUCCAAUCUCCCCCACCUCCGAUGGUAUAUGCACUUCUCGCAGACCGAUCGCUCUGAGUGGCAAAGCGAAAAGUUAUCCAAAGAAAAUUCAAGAAGUCACGCGCAGAUAUAGCCGACGCCAAUUACUGGAGAAUGACGUCGUGUCACGCAACAUUCGAGAUCUCGAGCCGCUCAGAUUAGUUUCUUCUCGUUCAAUAACAGUCAAGCACGCGCGACCAGCCGAGGCGUCUCGAGUUCGUGUAUCGGUUGGUAUUUUUCUACUUUACUUGGCGCUCGCUAUCACGUCCGCACCACUUUUUGACGGGUCCAUCGACGCGGAACAAGUGACGGACGAUAUUGGUAUCAUCGUUAAAAAGAAUGCUUCGUUCGCUCCUGCUUAUUUCUUGGGUACCGGAUUCCUUAACGCAUAUGUCGAAGCCAUGAACAGCAAUUUUACAGCCGUCUCGUGGUAUCCGCAGAAGGAGAACAAGCCAACAAGUUUUCUGAAUUUCACGUUUCUGGACCAAUCCACUUUCUCGAAUGGAGCGUGUUCUAUCUUGGAUUUGGACGGACCUGAAUGCAUUCUAAUGACGGGACAUCAAGGCGGCGUGAGUGCCUAUGGACUCUGUCGGAAUGGCUCCGAGUUUGUGAGUGUGCAAUAUGUUCAAGUGCUGGUGACUCCAGCCGAUAUCGGUGGACUUGUGGCUUCAGGCACAUGGGUAGAAAAUGGUCGAGAAAGUGUUUUCGUUGGACUGAAAGAACCUCCAACUUGUGUCAACGGGAAUAAACUCCAGCUAUUUCCCGAUCUUAGCGAUAUUAGAGGUAUGUCAGGAGCUUUUGUUCCCGCGAAUAAAGGCCCAACGACGCAAUGGUUCGAUCUUAUGGAUCUCCCGACUUCAGUACGAGAGCGGAUGUUCUACCUCGUAGCUAAGCAAGGCACGGGUCAAGGACUGACUAUUCCGUCUAAGAAGAGACAGAGCUUUGACAAAAUUAUCGCGACAAACACCUUUGGCUCCACACUUGCUGAUAAAUUGGAGAUCGCUACCCCUUAUAAACACAGCAAAUACGUGAAUGUAAUCCUAUAUCGGAUUGCAGGGGCAUCGAUCACCUUACCAAGACUACAAUUUACUUUCGCAGUGGCAGCUCAAGCACUAGCAUUACUGGUGUUCAUGAUCUUUAUCAACGCGUGCAACGGAGCGUUGAAUACGUACCAUUUGGUGCAACAACUUUUACGGCUGCCGACGUUCUGUAUUAUCGCACUUCAGCUCGUGUACGUGUUGUAUUAUCAAGUCUUUGACAUCAUGUACCUCUGUGGGAACAGCAACAGCGCACUUCGAGCUAUAUAUGAUAAGAAAAUUGUGUACGUGGCCGGUGUGAGCUUCAUUCUUCUGCAUCAACUGGAUGUCCGUGCAGCGGUGACUUUGUGGCCAAAAAUGGCCAACAACGACGCCUUUUAUUUCUCCAGAAUGACGUGGAUGAUCGGGUCCUUAUCUAUCUUUUUGUGGAGUCUUACAAAGGGAGACCCACCUCAUUAUAUGGUGACUUCAUCAUCCUCGUGCCCACAGAACGCAAGUGAGUGCAACGUGGCCGUCAACGCCUUGACGCAGCAUUAUGUGGGCUUAGUAAUCUUCCUAGUGCACCCGAUUGCGUACGGGCUAAUCCAGAUUGUGCAGUAUCGCCAAUACCGACACGAGUACGAACCUGUUGAUAAACGGGCACCGGAUCAAAUGACUUCAUUUGAGGGUUACGGCUGUGGAGGUCCAUUAGGCAACUACUACUACUACAACACACUGGUUACUCAGGCACGAGAAGAUGGCACGACACUAUUCCUCACGUGCUCUAAAGCUGUACGUGAUGAAGGUUUCGUGUUGCUCGGUGGGAGUGACGUUCUCAUUCGAGCGAAAGAUCUGUAUAUCAUCAUGGGGAUGAAGUUGUUUACCGAGAAGAUGGCUUGCACAAUUAACUUGUCGGUAGUGCUGGCUCACAUUGUGGACGGCCACUUGACACCGAUGCGCAGGGUAAGCUACAUAGCACUUUACUUCGUGUCGAGACGCUGGGACGGUCGUAUCUCGUACCCAGAUAUCAGUUAG